AUGACCCCCGUCUGGGUGUUCCCGGCCUACCCACUGCUCCUCUCCGCGCCCUUCGGCGGCAACCUGGUCUCAGCGGCCAGCCGCGCGGGCCAGCUCGACGGCAUCAACACGGUGCCCGUGGCGCUGGCCGCCAUCACGGUGCAGGGCACCGGCUUCCUCAUCAGCUUCAUGAUCUGCGCCGCCUUCCUCUACCGCCUCAUGACCCAGAAGCUGCCGCGCGACCACCAGCGGCCCGGUGUGUUCAUCUCGAUCGGGCCGAGCGGGUUUACCUGCGCUGGGUUGGUCCAGCUAGGCUCGCAAACCUCGUCCAUCUUCCCGCCGGGCUUCGCGGGCACGCAGCACGCGGCCGACAUCGUGCGGCUGCUGUCCUACAUGGCGGGCCUCUGGCUGUGGGGGCUCAGCAUCUGGUUCUUUUUGGUGUCGGUCGGGUCGCUGUGGAAGUACCUGCGGCCCGAGAGCAAGGGCAAGCUGCGCUUCCAGAUGACGUGGUUCUCGUUUGUGUUUCCGAACACGGCGCUGGUUACGGCCACGGAAGCGCUCGGUGGCGCAUUGGAGAGCCCUGGUCUCCAGAUCUUUGGGUGUGUGUUGGCGGCGUGCUUGAUAUUGGUGUGGAUCUUGGUCUUUACCGAGAUGCUGCGGUGUCUGUGGAGGAAGGAAUUACUUUGGCCCAAGGACGACGACUAG
Messenger RNA from Chaetomium globosum CBS 148.51, 684 nucleotides. RefSeq lists its product as uncharacterized. NCBI's taxonomy places the organism in Eukaryota, Fungi, Ascomycota, Sordariomycetes, Sordariales, Chaetomiaceae. Gene Ontology annotation, cellular component: membrane. Gene Ontology annotation, biological process: malate transmembrane transport. Gene Ontology annotation, molecular function: malate transmembrane transporter activity. The record is from RefSeq and is a predicted model, not a curated record. Bases 1 to 684 code for a protein of 227 amino acids. The transcript has 4 exons.